UUGGCCCCAGCACACACACCCUCUCUCCAAGACGUUGUCGUUCGCAUUCUCGCUCGUGAGACCAGCACCUCACAGAGACCACUAUCCCGCCACAUAUGCUGCACGGCGGCGACCUCCCGUCGCUUGCCGCCUCGCUCGCCCUCGCCGCCCUGCUCUCCGAGUCGCUCCUCGCCCAGCGGCGGCUGCGAGAGAUGGCCGCAUCGCCCGCGGCGCUGCUGCUGCUGCUCUCGGCCGCCGGCAUGGCCACGCAGCACCUCGCCGCGGAGAGUGCCUGCGCGGCCUGGCUCAACCCGCUCGCAGCCCUCGACCUGCACCACUGGUCGGGUGGUGCGCUGCUCGCGCCGUGGCUUGGAGCGCUCGCGGCCGCUGUGUGGGCGGGCAGCCUCCACCCGACGCCGCUCGGCGCCGCGCGUGCCGUCGCCGUAUCGGCGGGUGCACUGCUGCUCUGCGCGACGGGACGCCGCUGGGCGCCCCGCGCCCUGACGCCGCACACGGCGGCGCUUGUCUGGCUCCUCUCUGUCGCUCACCUGUUCGGAUGCGCUCUCGACUGCAGCUGGCGCGGAGGGAGGCUCCGCCGACCGUCAUGGCGCUCCGCCGCCGACUUUGCGCGACGGAUCGCCGUCUCGCUUGCCUACGUCGCCCCUGCCGCCGUCCUCAUCGUGCUCGCCUCGUCCGUGUGCCUCCUCGUAGCCUCCUCCCUGCUCAAGCUGGUGGGCCUGCGACCCGAGAGGCUGCGGCCUCUGGUGCUGUGGGGCGCGCUGCACUCCCCCUUCUGGAUCGUGCAUGUUGAGACGCGCCGCAGCUACGGCGGCCACGAGCGCGCCGUCGUGGGCGGGUACGGAGGCAGCAGGCCGCGUGGCUGGCGCGGCGCCGCCGCCACCACGCCGCCGCCGCUGCUCCCGCUCACGACGGCCGAGUGGGUGCUGCCUCGCGUUGGGUAUGGCGCUUCUGGGCGGCGGGACGCGCGGAGGGAGGAGCCUGCCGCUGCGUGGCCAUCUGCAACCCCGAUGCGCGGGAGAGGUAAGGAGGAGGAAGAGGACGACGAGAUGCCGCCGCUCGAGCCGAUACCUUUGUAGUAGAAAGCAUGGUUAUGUCCUGGCGAGGUAUUCCCAGAUCCCACACGCCUCUCGCGUCUCGGACUCGCCUCUCGGGGGUUUUAUGUAUGUAAAUAGUGAGACGAUUUAGGUU
This is a messenger RNA of Emiliania huxleyi CCMP1516, 1188 nucleotides long. RefSeq lists its product as hypothetical. Bases 96 to 1076 code for a protein of 326 amino acids. NCBI's taxonomy places the organism in Eukaryota, Haptophyta, Isochrysidales, Noelaerhabdaceae. The record is from RefSeq and is a predicted model, not a curated record. The transcript has 2 exons.